AUGGCGAUCUCCCAUGAUCCGCCGAGCGUGCUGAUCGGCCCUGGUGACUUUCAUACUGGCCCCUACUACAUCAUCAUUAGCGGACUACCGGAGCGAACAAGCUGGCAAGAUGUCAAAGACUUCAUCAAGAGCCAAAUUCCAUGGAAACUCGACAUUUACGUUAGCAUCUUUGGGAAACGCCAGGAUUCAGGCUGGGUCCGUGUUAUAGGAUUCAAGGCGUUUAAUCAUGUGAGAAAUCCUCGCCCACAACCCGGUUACGACGAGACUGGAGCCGGCCUCGUCCUAGUCAGAGCUCCCUUUUUCAGAGAUCGAAGUCUCUUUAUCAACCCGGAGGCGUUGGCUGCUGAUCCUACCACUUCUGGGUCGGCGGUGCAAGUAGCAGAGGAGUAUAUCACCCCGACAGCAUCAAACCCGCCCUCGGAGCAGUCCUAUCCAGGAGAACCAGGACAAGCACAACACGUACGAUCACAAGUCCAAGGACAAGGACCACCUCAAGCAACAGCACCAGACGUACAUUUUCCGCCCACACCCCCCAACACACCCAAAGCCACCCGCUCAACUUCCGAGCCCUCCAUGUCUCUUUCUGGAUCAAGAUUCCGGAAACUUGCAAUUACAUGGAGAGAAGACCCUUUAGAUCCCACUGGUAAAGCCAACCCGUCUCCUCUCCCUUCUGCAGGACCUCUGUCCCCGAGCACCCAAGAAGAAAUGGGUUCCAGCAUCAAAGCCGAGCUCGCCCCUCUUCUUCUUUCCUGCAGCAACCAACCCAGCGACCCUCUCGAGACACUCGAGUGUUUCCCCGGCACCGCUCUGGCAACGUUCAUCUCGCAUGAGCUUGCCAGAAGGGCUAUCAAAGUGCUGAGGCAGUCAGAACGGUUGAAUGCUAGACCGGUGGUGGAUGAGGUGCCUGCAGGUGACUUGGGUCCAUCACAACAACAAUCACAGACAGUGGGAAUAGGGGCAGCAGCGAAGAAACUGGGAAGUGGAAAGAAAAUAAGUGCUGGGGCUGGUACUAGGACCGUAUCUGCUCCUGCUCCUGCUCUUGCUGUAGCAAAAGCUGGAACUACGUCGCCCAUAGGAGCUUCGGCAUGGGGAACUCCUACCACCACCAACACCGCGACUACCCCGGCCAUUACUACUCGCAAGAAGGCUCCGGCGGUCCUUGUUGUCAAUGGAAGCUGGAAGAUAUAA
Molecule: messenger RNA, 1188 nt
Organism: Sordaria macrospora k-hell
Lineage: Eukaryota; Fungi; Ascomycota; Sordariomycetes; Sordariales; Sordariaceae
Source: RefSeq, a predicted model, not a curated record